Haliaeetus leucocephalus (bald eagle) is the source of this 1269-nucleotide messenger RNA. RefSeq names its product LIM homeobox transcription factor 1, beta (gene LMX1B). Bases 23 to 871 code for a protein of 282 amino acids. Gene Ontology annotation, molecular function: DNA-binding transcription factor activity, RNA polymerase II-specific; RNA polymerase II transcription regulatory region sequence-specific DNA binding. The record is from RefSeq and is a predicted model, not a curated record. Gene Ontology annotation, biological process: regulation of transcription by RNA polymerase II; neuron differentiation. Gene Ontology annotation, cellular component: nucleus. Lineage: Eukaryota; Metazoa; Chordata; Aves; Accipitriformes; Accipitridae. The transcript has 6 exons.
UGCUGCUAAGUGCAGUGGCUGCAUGGAAAAGAUCGCCCCAACAGAAUUCGUGAUGAGAGCCCUGGAGUGUGUUUACCACUUAAGCUGCUUCUGCUGCUGCGUUUGUGAACGACAGCUGAGGAAAGGGGACGAAUUUGUUCUUAAGGAAGGGCAGUUGCUCUGCAAAAGUGACUAUGAAAAAGAGAAAGACUUGUUGAGCUCGGUCAGCCCAGACGACUCAGACUCAGUUAAAAGCGAUGAUGAAGAUGGAGACGUUAAGCCCACCAAAGGACAAGUAACCCAAGGAAAAGGAAGCGAUGAUGGGAAGGACCCGAGAAGACCUAAACGACCAAGGACAAUACUUACUACGCAGCAGAGACGAGCAUUCAAAGCAUCCUUUGAAGUGUCUUCCAAACCCUGUAGGAAGGUCAGAGAAACACUGGCAGCUGAAACAGGACUCAGUGUGCGAGUUGUCCAGGUCUGGUUUCAAAACCAAAGAGCAAAGAUGAAAAAACUAGCACGAAGGCAUCAGCAGCAGCAGGAGCAACAAAACUCACAGCGACUAGGGCAAGAAGUAAUGUCCAACCGAAUGGAAGGGAUGAUGACAUCUUACACGCCACUUGCACCACCACAGCAGCAGAUUGUAGCAAUGGAUCAAAGCAGUUAUGGCACAGACCCAUUUCAGCAGGGUCUUACCCCUCCACAAAUGCCAGGCGACCACAUGAACCCUUAUGGAAACGACUCCAUUUUUCAUGAUAUCGACAGUGAUACCUCUUUAACUAGCUUGAGCGACUGUUUUCUUGCCUCUUCCGAAGUUAACUCCAUGCAGGCUAGAGUAGGAAACCCCAUUGACAGGCUGUACUCUAUGCAGAGCUCGUAUUUCGCCUCAUGAAAAUAAAAGAAAACAAACAGCCGGCGUAUAUUUAGCCAGUGACUUUUUCCAGUGCAGACUCUACAGCCAUAUGUUGCCCAGCUCUUCCUUCACAGUGACUCCUGCUGCCUCUGGACUGCAAAGAGCAUUUUUAGGAAGACUGUAUCUGUGUGCAUAUAUGUGUAUGUAUGUAUAUAUAUAUUAAUACCUACUUACAUACAUACAUAUAUAUAUAUAUAUAAACAAAAUGCACCCACCAGUCCCAUACCCUUGAUUCCCAGCUUGCACCAGACCACGAGACAAGCACGGAAGGAACAGAAGACCCUGCUCGUCAGCAGCCUUUGGUUUGGUUUGGUUUGAGCUCAUCGUUGUAAAGGAAAUGGAUUUUGUGGAAAGCUAGACCUUUUCCUCCUUUCUCU